Trichoplusia ni (cabbage looper) is the source of this 7294-nucleotide messenger RNA. Its product is annotated as microtubule-associated protein futsch-like. The record is from RefSeq and is a predicted model, not a curated record. Gene Ontology annotation, biological process: chromatin remodeling. The coding region runs from base 263 to 6355 and encodes 2030 amino acids. Gene Ontology annotation, molecular function: protein binding. Gene Ontology annotation, cellular component: CERF complex. The transcript is spliced from 10 exons. Lineage: Eukaryota; Metazoa; Arthropoda; Insecta; Lepidoptera; Noctuidae.
UAUUGCUUAUUUUUGUUCAUCAAUAACAUCACUGGACUACAAUAUCAAUUAUUUCAGUCAAGGAAAGGAGUCAAACCACAGAGUAAAAAACAUCAAACUUCCGUUAAACUUGUGAACGUUUUACUUCUAUUUAUUAUAAGCAGUGAAUUAUGAACCAUAUUAAUUUCAAACGGAAGUGAAGAAAAUGGAAGGUGGGUUCAGUGAGACGGGAUAUCAAUUGCUUGUAUUUUUCGAAGACAGUAUCCCUAAAAGUGAUGUCUGAAUGAAUUUCUCACGGUUUUUAGAUAUUCAGUCAUGGUGGGAAGUGCCCAGCAUCGCGUACUUUUGUUCUUUAUUCAGAACUGCAUUCAACCUUUUGGAUUUUGACAUUGAAGAACUCGAAGAAGCCCUGUUAACCGAUGGCACCGAAGAAUCGGCUAGUUCUCUCCUGACUGAGUUAAUCGUUCGUCUUCUCAAUGGCUGUUUGGGCAAUAAUGACAUCUCAGCCUUUAAUUAUCAGAUGUACUUGAGACGGUUGUUUAGGAGAAAAUGUCAAGAAUCAAGCCGAUACAACCCAUUCAAUACUGACAUUGACUUCCAGUUCUUACCCCUACGUACCAAAGUUGAGAUUUUGUAUGCCCUAUGUGAUUUUCGGUUAGACGCUGAUGAUGUUUUUGAUUCAUUUAAAAACCUUGAAGCUGAAAGUUUAAGAGUAGAGCCGCUUGGUUGGGAUGACAACUAUUCUGCAUAUUGGUACUUCUAUGGAACAAGGUUAUAUCGAGAAGAUGUGAUAAAAAAGUCAAAAGGAAAGAACAAAAAGAAAAAAAAUAAAGAAAGUAAAAAACGUGGCUGGUUUUAUGGUGAUGAUUGGCUUGAUGACGAAGAAACUGAGCGGGUUUGGCAAGUGGUAUGUUUCACUGAGGAAGAUUGGACCCACCUGACAGAGAAGUUUAGCAAGGCGACUAGUAAAGUUGAGAAGGAGUUAUACCGUUCCCUGUCUCAAAAUUUCCUGCCUGAAAUACCAAGGCUCUUUCAAGAAAAGGAACGGCUCCAACGAAAAAGGUUGUUAGAACUAGCGCCGCGACGAACAUCCAGCAGAGUAUUGCAAAAGAUAAAACAGAAGGAAGAGGAAACAAAACAAACCACGCAUGACGCUAAAGAAGAAGAGGAAAGGAAGGAAUCACCUGAUCUUGCUCGGGAAAAUCGAGCAAAACGGCGAAAUCUAUUAAGAUCCAAAUCGGUUUCGUCAGAUUCAUCAGCAAGUUCAUCGAGUGAUAAAGAAGAGAUGCCUCAAAAAGUAGCGAAGCCGUCAAAAAGCCACGACAAGCGGUCAAAAAACUCGUCGUCUACACAAAAAGGCGAACCUCCUCCAGAACCUCUAAUAAAAACAGGUAGAAAGACGAACAACUCUCUGGCGUCGGCUACAGGACAGAUCCUUAUACCGGAACAUGACGAACCCGUCAGCAGCACAAGGAAAAAACUAAAGACAUCACAAAUAUUUAGUCAGACAGAUGAAGACAUACAAACUGAUAUGUAUAAAGUACUGAAACAACUGACUACUCACGAUGAUGCUUGGCCCUUCAUGGACCCCGUGGAAGAGGAAUAUGCUCCUAAUUACUACGCCGUCAUACGACGACCGAUGGAUUUACGAAAAAUGGAAGAACGUCUCGACAGUGGCUAUUAUACUGACUUUUCUAUGUUUAAAGCGGAUUUCAAGCUUAUAGUUAACAACUGCCGUUUAUACAACGGUCAGGAUAAUGAGUAUACUAUGAUGGUAGAUAACUUACAGACUGCGUUUGAUCGAUUGACUGAAAGAUAUAUACAUAGACUAUCAUCGUCUGAUGAAGAAAUUGCUGUUGAAUAUCAGUUACCUACACCAUCAAGGAAACAUAAACUGAAAUCUAGUGAAUCUCUAAGCCAUCACAAGAGAAAAAAGCGAAAGUCUCAUUCUGAAACAGGUGAACCUAAGUCAAGUUCAUCCGAUCAUAAACAAGAAGAACAACCGGAAGAAGAAGAGGAAGAAAAAGAGGUACCUGAACCAGAAACAAAAAAGGUAAAAGAAUCUCAUAAAAGUAAACAAAGCAAAGGCAAGAAGAAACGUAAGGGUCAUCAUCGUCAUGGUAAACAUUCCAAAAACCAUCGAAAAGAUUCUCAUAAAUCUGAACACUCAGAGUCGUCAAAAACAAGACACAGCAAGAAGCAAAAACACGGGAAGAACAAAGAUAAGGAAGGCAAGAAAUCUAAACAGAAGAAGAAGAAAAGUAAACACCAUGAACCAGAACCUGAGGAAACAUUAAAGCGUUCUGACUCACACGAGUCCUUGGAGAGUUCUAACAGGAGCCGAAGUGCUAGCCCGUUACCUUCUAUUCAUACUCCAACACCUUCACCCACUGAAAUGGAUAGAUCUGAUAAUGAACAACCAGAUCAGCUUGCUGAUCCUGACUUCGUUAAAGAUAAAUAUGACAAGAUAAAGGAGAGGAGGCGACAUGCCGCUAAGGAUGCUUGGGAAUCGCUGUUUGACUACAAACAAAAAGCAGUGGACAAACAAAAGCAAAACCUUCAUAUUCCAGAAAAGGAAAAGAACCAAAAGCUAAGAGAAACCAUCGAAAAACUCAAAGCUAAAAAUGAAAAAUAUAAGGACAGCUCAUUGUUUAAUACAUUGUUUUCGUCCAGCCAGAGUAAUCUGGAGUCAGAAUCGAGUAAUACAAAUGACUUUACAGUGAAAGAUGUUGAUUCUGACGACGAGUCGUUGGAGAAUCAGAGGGUAAAGGCUGCCGUAAAGAAAGCAGGAAAGAAAAACUCCACUAAAAACGAAUCAGCUUCUGAAGCUCUGGAACAAGCUGUUAAAGAUAUAAGUAAAUGGCUUGAUGAUGCUCCGAAAGGAUCUAAUGUGAGCUCUCCUUGUGACAGCCCAGCCCAAACUAUUUCUACCGAGGAGCACGAGAACAGCCGUCUAGAUGAUGAACUUUCCCAGGGAGAAAAGCCUUUACAUACGAAAAAAGAGAUUUCGCGUAAACGCCCAUCCUCGCGCGAGCCUAAACUACUUAAACGACGAGAAAUACAGAGAACUAUUGAAAGGCUACAACCGGGUAAAAGCAAAGGCAACUUGCUGACUAAUAUGAGUAAUAAGAAUAAUACUGAAAAGACGGAAGAAGUGUUGCCACUUGGGCCACAAAACAAAGUACGUGAUACGCAAAAAGUUGAGGAAUCUAGUCCUAAACUGAGCCUUGGGUCAGUUCUGCCUGCUGUUGAGUUUGCAUUAGGAAACGAUCACAACUUCAGUAAUAACGACGAGGCCAAUACUGAAGUUCAAAAAGACACCACCAAAACUACAGAUAUUCAAAAAGAAGAAAAGGUAGUUGAUGUCCCUGUCGAGAAUAAACCUGAGGAAGUGGUUGUCCAACCUAAUAAAAAAGACGCAGAAGUAGAAACUGAACCGCAAAUGAUAACGAAACCGAAUCAAGAAAAAGCUACUCCGAACUUAAGCGCUUGGUUCAAGGCUUUUGGAGCUCCUAAGAGCACUACUACAACUGUUGUCAAAAAGAAAGCUGACGAACCCGAUACGGAAGCUGAAAAAGUGCCAGAAAAUACUAAUAAUGAUACCAACAAUACAAGCAAGAUCACUAGCCCUAAGAACCUCGUCAAGUACGAUUCUCCCACUGGGCCAGACACGCCAAAUCCAGAGGGUAGUGAUAGUCCAUUGGGCAAUGUUGGUACGACGCCUAGGCAGAGAAGAACCAGCACUGGGAGUUCGGUUUCAGAGAGGUCAUCAUUCAGCCAAGAUCUUGACUCGCCUAGACAUCAAAUGUCACACACUUCUCCUCUGUUACGCUCGCCUGCGUCUCCCAGAACUGAUGAUUUCCAAAAAAUUACAUAUCCGAUUAUAAAUGGUACUGUUAGAGCCGGAUUUUAUCAAGACACCACGUCUAUGAAGAGUAGUCCCGAAAAAAGCUGCAGUCCACGUGAAGGUCCGCAAUCUCCUUAUUCACCGUACUCGCAGCACGUAUAUGCAACAAAUAAUGUUACGGGACCGGCAACACCAAAUUAUUUUGUGGACCAUAGCAAAAGUCCUUUGCCUGCUUACAAUCAAAACCCACCGCCAUACUAUGACAACACAAAAGCCCAACCAGUUGCUGCAAAGCCUACGCAUGCUCGUCCUCACGAAGAUUUUGCUCCUCUGCCACAGGAAGCCUAUCAACAAAGUCAAUAUACUGGACCUUUCUCUCCGGCUUAUACACCAUACUCUCAGACUUCUACUAACUACUCGCAAGUACAGACACCUACAUCAAAUGGCUCCGUUACAACUAACCCCACGCAAAUUAUAACUGACCUGAAGACUGCACUUUUUCCGGUUAAAAAACGAACUUACAACGAGCCAGAACAUUCUACCCCUUCUAACUUGACAACUGAAAAUAAAGAAGUUGCCACUACAAUAUCAAACAAAAAUGAUUAUCAAAAAAUUACACCAUCAUUACAUUCUAUAACUCCAGCAUCAGUGGACGAUAUUGCUUUGGCUUUGAGCGAAAAAUCGGAACUGGCCAAAAUGAAUAGCUUACGAGAAAAGGCAUCAAUGGACUUUACGAAUGAAAACAGGGAAAUUAAAUAUGAGGUUAAUGAAACAUUGAAAGAUAACAACAAUCCUAUAAACAUGAAUUUAGAGAAGCCAAUUGGUAUGCUCAAGAAAGACAAUGUAGAUAUGGUCAAUAUGGGUUACUUAAAUCCUGAAAAUGAUCGAAGACCUAGUAAUGAUGCACAUGCCCAUGCGCACGCACACGAAUCUGAUUAUAUUGCACGAGAUAUACCGAAAUCCAACGCCAAUACUCAACACAAAACAUACGACGUCGAUGCCAUUGCUAUUAACUUAGGAUUAAAUAGCCAGCAAUUACAGAAAUCAAUUGCUAAAACAAAUAUGAACCCAAAUAACAUACCUCCAGCUCACAGCCAAGAUAGAUCACACAGUGAGUUAAACUUAAAUCAAAAUCUCAUCCACGCUCAUCACAACCAAUACGAAACCAUCACAGGAGGUCAAAACGUCAGUAACUUUUCAUUAAGUGACAUAGAUUUGGCCAAUAAGAAGUUGUACGCUUGUAAUCCAACACCAUCAACUGCUGCCCUUGAUUACGGUAAUUGGAAAAUAACAAACCAGAUGCGCAAACAAGAAUUACUGCCUUCGGAUUACUCGACACCGUACAGCGCCAGUAAUGUAGAGAAGUUAAAGAAUGAAAUGAGUGCAAUCAAUGCAAACACAGUUGCUUAUAACAAAAGCUUACAACAUCAACAGUACAAUGCUUAUAAUGUUACUCGACCCACUUUACAGCAGCAGAAUCUUCCAGGUGAACUGAGAAUUCCCAAUCCUAGAGGACUGCUUAAAAAUGAUCAUAUGAUUACAACUUCCUCUAUGAGUGAAACUGAUAUGAUUGCUAAAAAUAUAGACACACUUGCCAAAUCACAGAAAUCUGAAAAACUUGUACAAAACCAUCCUUUGAUAAAUUCAAAUCCAUAUAAAACACCAUACAGUAAUCCAUCUACAAUCCCCCUCGACACACUGCGAAACUUACCUAACAUCCCGCAAAUGCUGGAACGAUACACAAACGAUGAGAGAUAUCUAUCAAGUUUCACAAGCGGUGGGUCUUCAUUAUACCACGAGAAACCAUUUCAAAUGGCGCAAAUGUUCAACAAGAGCAUGUCUUCAGAAGUACAUCCAGUUAGUACAUCUGUCAGUAUAUAUUCUCAGCCAGCCAUGUCAAUAAGCAAGGACAACAGUAUUUACAAAACGUCCAGUGUCGCAGUUGCCCAAAAUGAUAUCAAAACUAAAAGCAAAAGAAAGAGAACCUCUGAUGCUAAGCAGACAGCACAAAUCAGCCAGGCGUAUCAUCAGAAUGCUUGCAGCAGUGACGUUCUAUCAUCAGUCAAGUCGAGCAUGAUGCCAGGAAACGCAUUUAAUUUCGGAUCAUCGACAAACAUGGCUUUAAGUAGUGGACUGUAUGGAGAUAAUGGCAGCUUUACUAUAGAAGAUUUCCGCAACAGUACUGCUAAUCAACUCAUGGCGGCCAACUACAUGGUUGCAGCGGUCGCUCAUCAGCAGCGUAAUACCGUCGAAGCCAAUGCCGAUAAACUAGUAAAACCAGCUCAUCAGAACUCCAGCCACACUGCUGGCUCGUUCCCUUUUAUUGGUCACUCGCAAGUUCGAGCUGGUUACCCCUUCGUCGGUACGGACCCUACUUCACCGCUGUACCAACAAUACCUUCAGCGUCAUCAGGAAGAACUGCUACGGCAAACCGGCGCCCAGAUUAUGAGCUUGUAUCCCGCCGGCUAUCCUGCUGCUGCACUCGGUGUCCGGCAACCAUAUGACAUCAACCGACCAUCAUGGCUAUAAACAUGUUGACAUAGCAUAGCAGAAUGUGGAAUCCUUAAUAAAUAAUCAUAAAUGUGACUAUUGUUAUAGGAAAUUGUAAUUUAUAUUGUUUGUAGACUUAAGGUAGCAUUUUGUGAAGAUAUUUUAUGUUUAUUUCCUAUUUACCUUAUUGUAAUGGCAAUGUUUAUUUUAUAUCAUGACAAAUUUAUCUUUAAUGAAGUAUAAGUAUACUUAUUUUUAUGAUAGUAUUCACAAAACCUGUGAUGACUGCAUGAGAGACUGCUUCUUACUGGUGUUAAGAAAGUUACAAAUUCUAAUAAAGGCCAUGCCUUUUCUAAAUGUUGAAGAUUACAUUGUUACUGGAAGCCCGUAGAUGCGUAGGUUGAACUCAAUAACAUUAUUGUGUUAUCCUUAUUUGGAAUAGAUAAGCUUUAUUAGUACAAUUGUAUUGCCCAUUCCAUACAUAUUCAGAUAUAUUAUUCUAUAUUAGAUGCCCUUCCAGAAAUAUUAUAUUAUUGAAAUACACUGACCUAUAUACUUUUCGUCAUGGUAUUCAGAUUCACGUACCUAGAAGUGACGAAGGACGUCGAUUAGAUCACCGUUUAAUAAUAGUAGAAGUUUUACAAAUCAUUCGUUCUUAUUUAAAUGUUGUAGGAAUAGUUAUUACAAUACAAUGUCGCACGUUGUGUACAAGAGAGACUUUAUGAGUGACGAAGUGGCAAUUAUAUUAUAAUAAAAAUGUUGCAAUUAUGUUAUAGUACAUUAUAUCUAUGAAUUAUAUUUAUAUAGUUAUUAAUUCUAAAGAAGCAGUCUUCUAUAUCACUAGGUACUUUAUACUCAUAUGAAUAUUUUUACGUUGACACUAUUUAAUUUUUCUAUAAUAACAAUGCUUUUAAGCUUAUCUAGCUUUAAUUUACUGAACAUUAUUACCAUUUUAUAAGGUCACAUGAAGUAAUAAUA